AUGUAUAAUAGUGCAAGUGGGAGUGCUAUGUAUAAUAGUGCAAGUGGGAGUGCUAUGUAUAACAGUGCAAGUGGGAGUGCUAUGUAUAAUAGUACAAGUGGGAGUGCUAUGUAUAAUAGUGCAAGUGGGAGUGCUAUGUAUAAUAGUGCAAGUGGGAGUGCUAUGUAUAACAGUGCAAGUGGGAGUGCUAUGUAUAACAGUGCAAGUGGGAGUGCUAUGUAUAACAGUGCAAGUGGGAGUGCUAUGUAUAACAGUGCAAGUGGGAGUGCUAUGUAUAACAGUGCAAGUGGGAGUGCUAUGUAUAACAGUGCAAGUGGGAGUGCUAUGUAUAACAGUGCAAGUGGGAGUGCUAUGUAUAAUAGUGCAAGUGGGAGUGCUAUGUAUAAUAGUGCAAGUGGGAGUGCUAUGUAUAAUAGUGCAAGUGGGAGUGCUAUGUAUAACAGUGCAAGUGGGAGUGCUAUGUAUAACAGUGCAAGUGGGAGUGCUAUGUAUAACAGUGCAAGUGGGAGUGCUAUGUAUAACAGUGCAAGUGGGAGUGCUAUGUAUAACAGUGCAAGUGGGAGUGCUAUGUAUAACAGUGCAAGUGGGAGUGCUAUGUAUAACAGUGCAAGUGGGAGUGCUAUGUAUAACAGUGCAAGUGGGAGUGCUAUGUAUAACAGUGCAAGUGGGAGUGCUAUGUAUAACAGUGCAAGUGGGAGUGCUAUGUAUAACAGUGCAAGUGGGAGUGCUAUGUAUAACAGUGCAAGUGGGAGUGCUAUGUAUAACAGUGCAAGUGGGAGUGCUAUGUAUAACAGUGCAAGUGGGAGUGCUAUGUAUAACAGUGCAAGUGGGAGUGCUAUGUAUAACAGUGCAAGUGGGAGUGCUAUGUAUAACAGUGCAAGUGGGAGUGCUAUGUAUAACAGUGCAAGUGGGAGUGCUAUGUAUAACAGUGCAAGUGGGAGUGCUAUGUAUAACAGUGCAAGUGGGAGUGCUAUGUAUAACAGUGCAAGUGGGAGUGCUAUGUAUAACAGUGCAAGUGGGAGUGCUAUGUAUAACAGUGCAAGUGGGAGUGCUAUGUAUAACAGUGCAAGUGGGAGUGCUAUGUAUAACAGUGCAAGUGGGAGUGCUAUGUAUAACAGUGCAAGUGGGAGUGCUAUGUAUAACAGUGCAAGUGGGAGUGCUAUGUAUAACAGUGCAAGUGGGAGUGCUAUGUAUAACAGUGCAAGUGGGAGUGCUAUGUAUACAGUGCAAGUGGGAGUGCUAUGUAUAACAGUGCAAGUGGGAGUGCUAUGUAUAACAGUGCAAGUGGGAGUGCUAUGUAUAACAGUGCAGUGGGAGUGCUGGGCAAGUGCUAUGUAUAACAGUGCAAGUGGGAGUGCUAUGUAUAACAGUGCAAGUGGGAGUGCUAUGUAUAACAGUGCAAGUGGGAGUGCUAUGUAUAACAGUGCAAGUGGGAGUGCUAUGUAUAACAGUGCAAGUGGGAGUGCUAUGUAUAACAGUGCAAGUGGGAGUGCUAUGUAUAACAGUGCAAGUGGGAGUGCUAUGUAUAACAGUGCAAGUGGGAGUGCUAUGUAUAACAGUGCAAGUGGGAGUGCUAUGAGUGCAGUGCAGUGGGAGUGCUAUGUAUAA
This is a messenger RNA of Procambarus clarkii (red swamp crayfish), 1608 nucleotides long. Its product is annotated as serine-rich adhesin for platelets-like. NCBI's taxonomy places the organism in Eukaryota, Metazoa, Arthropoda, Malacostraca, Decapoda, Cambaridae. The record is from RefSeq and is a predicted model, not a curated record.